AUGGGAGAGGCGGCCCUGGGGCGGCUCACGCGUCUGGCCAUGUGGCGGUGUCUCCGGGUGUGGGCGGUGCUGGGUGCGCUCGGGGCGGCCCUAGGGGAGGAGGGGGCAGGGGGCGUGGUCGAAGCGCCGUCCGAAGGGGUCAGCGAAGGGGAGGCCGGGGUCGCCCAGCCUCUGAUGGGGUCCGUCGUCGUGCCGUCCUUCCCUUCCACGUUCCCCUUCAUGGAGUUCACGGACUACGGAGUACUGGGUCACCUCGCGCCCUCCGCCCGCCCCUUACGCCCGUCUGGAUCGCCCAGCCACGCCCUCGGGAGCCGCCACGGACGACUCCCGAACCACAACCACCGCCACAGACACGACGACGAGGCAGACCCCAUCCUGCAGGGUUCUGUCCCCGUCAACGCCUACCACAACCCGACGACAGGCGUGAAGGGGUCCCGGUGGGCGCCCUCGGCCUCUUCGGACACGUCCUCCUGGGGGUCCAGUUGGGGAGGCAGGCCAGGCUCCGCGGGGCCCUUCGACAACACGCUUGACGGAGGCGACGACGGCGACGGCGAAGGGACGCUGAAGGCCGCUCUCAACACGCUGUGGUCACACCGGAGCGACGUUUACACCAUCCUGGAGGAGAAGGACGCGCUGAGCAGAGCCUGGCUGGACAUGCUGGAGAACCACGGCCCCGGUUCGCCCGCCUCCGUCAACCACCGCGAUGGGGGAGCCAGCCGUGUGUCGUACCAGCCUGGAACCGGUUCCAGCAAGGAUGAUCCUCAGUCGGGCUUUGGAUUUGGCCAGGCGUACCAGCCCGCUUUGCAAUCGGGCGAGGGAUACCGCCCAGGGCUGAGCUCGAGCCAGGCCUUCCAACCGCGCCCGAAACCAAACCAGGCUUCCCAGCCGAGCCUCGGACAUAGCCAGGGCUACCAACCCCAACCCGGGAUGAGGACCAAGCAGACGUUCCAGACUUCCGGUUCCUUCGCCGGGGAACCGCUUCGCCCUCAAAAUUCCUUCGGGAAUUUCAAGAACCCUGGUCAGCGACCGACGGUUCCUGCAGGAGGACGCCGCCCAAUCCUUCUCGGCCCGAGUCCUACCGUAGGAUGGCAGGUAGGAUCUACCCAGAAUCCUUCACGGAUGCAAGGGACUCAGCGUAUGGACAUCGUUAAAGUCCCUCAGGGCGCGAUCAAGGGCUCAGGCCCGCCCUGGAGGAGAACUAGCGGUGCAGCGGUUUCUGACCGGCGGAGACUUCACGUCGGAAAUGCAACGCCCCUGCAGAUGGUCAGAAUCAGACAACCCUCUGGCCAGGCCGGACUCUCCCCUCAACAAGGAACGAAGGAGAAUGACAGGCUUCUCCCGACAGCCUAUCUCUCCAACGGCCGGCCAUCAGGCGUCGGAUUCGCAAACCCCGGGGCGCACGGCGUUCGUGUGCAGCCUUUCCUCGCGCCCUCUCGCCUGGGCCUCGCUUCGACCUCCCUCCGCGGGGGAACCAACUGGAUGAGGCAGGGCACUGGCGGAGGCGCUGGUUCCACGGGUUCAGUCGGUGCUGUAGACAGAACCAUGAUGGUGGAAACGGAGAGCGGGCUGUCCGCUUCGACGGGAGAGCCGCACGUAGCCAUCGGGCACAAAGGGUUAAGAAAUGGCCAAACUGCUUUAACGGAGGAGCAAAUCAUCCUCAUGUCGGAUCUCAUGACUGGACAAACAGACAUGAUGACCGGACAAGGGAAUUACAUGACAGGACCGACUGUAAUGACAGGGCAAGGAGGAAUGACGUACACUGGACAGGAGAACGCAGCCAACACUGAGACCAGAGUCACCACGAACAACAAAAACUGGAUGGCGUCGGUGAGUGAGAUGAUGCAUGGCGUGUCCCAGCAACUGCCAUCCAUCGACCAGGCUGUUACCACCAUGUCCUUCCUCGCUUUCGGAAUAUUUAUGGCCAAUCUGGUAGUCCAAGCCGUCGCCAAUGGCUCGUCUCUUUCCAUCUUGGGGAGAGAAAGCAGCAGUUCUUUCGCCGGAUCGGACAGUUUCCCGCUCGAUUUUUCCAAUCUGGACUUCGACCUCGGCUUCGGCUUCGGCAGAGAAAACGGCCUGGAUGAGGAGGAUAAGAAGGGCAUUUUGAAAGAGACUGCGGAUGCCAUCAGGGAAGUUUAUGUUGGUCUCCACCAGAUGGCCAAGCUCGGCGUGACGCACCUGGCGGGGGCGCUGGGGACGGAGGCUCCGCAGUCGCGAGUCCCGCAGGGCGCCGAAGGACUUCCGCCCGAGUGCCUGCGCCUCCUGCUCUGCCAGGGCCACCGCGCCACGUCGCCCUUCUUCAGGGGCACCUCGUCCUAUCAGCUCCUCCCCUUUUGGACCGUUGGCGUGAGCUGGCUCUCGGGAGAAACGAACGUGCCGCGCCUCCUGGAGGAACUGCGCGCCGAGGUGGCCGGGCAGAGCGGCCUCGACUGCUCCGCCCUCUACCCGCAGUGCGAGGACGUCGGGACGGUCAAGGGCAUCGUCAGCCAAGUGGUUUCUCAGCUGGAGGGCGUAGGCAUGGUUCGCGAGGAGGACGGAGAAAGAGGGAGAAAUGCCGUGGACGGAGGAGAGGACGAUGCUUUCACGGAGAGCGACAGCGAGACCGAGCUGCUCCCCACGUCGACACAGGGCUAUGAUGCGGGGGGCGAUUUAUAGAUCACUGGCGGAAAAAAAAGUUAGGAUUUUUAAACAGAACACUAGUUGACGAUCUUUCAUAUACAUCGAGGUACCUACUAAAAAUUGAAAUUGAUGUACAAAGGAGGAUAAUGAAUCAAUAUUUUAUACAUCGUACAGAGUUGCACUCACGGAAUUCCAGACACUAAUUACAGAUACAUAGACUGGGCUAUAUAGUAUUUGUGUUUAGUUUAUGAUAAUGUAUAUAAUAUAGAAUCCAACCGCAUAAAUACGAUUAGUUUCGGGUGAGGUAUUCUGACAGUAUAAAUCUCCAGCCACAAAGUUGUAAAGCAUUGCUAUUAUUUAUAUUAUGAUAAUGAUUAUUAUGGUUAUAAUAAUAGUUACAGUAGUAAUAGAAGUAGUAGUAACGAUAGGUUUGGUUAUAGUAUUUGCAGUAUCAGCCAUUAUAGUAGUAAAAUUACAGUAGCAUUUAUGAUACCGUCAAACACACACACACACACACACAC
Penaeus monodon (black tiger shrimp) is the source of this 3137-nucleotide messenger RNA. RefSeq lists its product as uncharacterized. Bases 1 to 2652 code for a protein of 883 amino acids. Lineage: Eukaryota; Metazoa; Arthropoda; Malacostraca; Decapoda; Penaeidae. The record is from RefSeq and is a predicted model, not a curated record. The transcript is spliced from 8 exons.